AUGGACAUGCCUAAAGGUAUGUUAGAUAUUGAUACCCAUAAUGCUCUUUUAGCUCAUAUUGAAUUGUUAAAUAAAAAGCUAGCUGAAAGCAACUUAGUUAAAGCUAAUGUGAUCCAAGUACAAGCACUUAGGUGCGAUUUAUGUGGAGGAGAACAUGUGAAUGGAAGGUGUUCGUUGGAAAGGACAAGUGAGGAGAAUUCAAAUGCUAACCAAGGGAUGCAACAAAGCCAACAGGCUCUGUUUCAAAGGAAUCCAUCACAGUUCAAAGAAACCUUGCCGAAUUUAAUUAAAGUCACUCAAAUUAGCUUUGAUCAGAUAAGUAUCUAUUUUCAUGAAAUCUUAGAAUUAAUUCUCAAGUUUGCUAAGUUUAUGCAAGCAUUGUUGAAAGGUGGAAAGCAAAUAUUGACUCAAGAACAGGUCAACAUGACAGUGAAAGAGGAGACAACAAAACCGUCAAAAGUGCCACCAAAUACAAAGGAUCUAGGGGAAUUCAACAUCACUUACACCAUUGGUGGGUUGAAAGUACCACAUGCUUUAUGUGACUUAGGAUCGAGCAUCAAUGUCAUUUUGUUGAGUAAAUUUAAGGAAUUGAAUAUAGGAAAGAUCAUAUCGAGCAACAUGACACUAACUUUAGCCGAUUCAUCUGUGACACAUUUGCUUGGUAUUGUACAAGAUGUGCUAGUUCAUGUCGAUGGUCUAACCUUCCCUGCACACUUUGUGGUGAUCGACAUGAAAAAUGAUUUAGAAGGGCCAGUGAUUCACUGGCGCCCAUUCUUGGAAACUGAGAAGGAAAAAAUAGAUGUGGAGGCAGGUGAACUGAUUUUAAAGUUCAAUAAGGGAAAUGUGGGUUUAACGCAUAUGAAUGCAUACCAUAUUUAG
Molecule: messenger RNA, 879 nt
Organism: Lathyrus oleraceus (garden pea)
Lineage: Eukaryota; Viridiplantae; Streptophyta; Magnoliopsida; Fabales; Fabaceae
Exons: 3
Coding region: 1-879 (292 amino acids)
Source: RefSeq, a predicted model, not a curated record